Mizuhopecten yessoensis (Yesso scallop) is the source of this 9258-nucleotide messenger RNA. RefSeq names its product poly [ADP-ribose] polymerase 14-like. Gene Ontology annotation, biological process: negative regulation of gene expression. The record is from RefSeq and is a predicted model, not a curated record. The transcript is spliced from 21 exons. Lineage: Eukaryota; Metazoa; Mollusca; Bivalvia; Pectinida; Pectinidae. Bases 12 to 7196 code for a protein of 2394 amino acids. Gene Ontology annotation, molecular function: transcription corepressor activity; NAD+ poly-ADP-ribosyltransferase activity; RNA binding. Gene Ontology annotation, cellular component: nucleus; cytoplasm.
GGCCAAACCCUAUGGGAGCAAGACCAGGUCCUUCAGGAACAGAAAUUGUGGUUUACCCCGAGGUCUCAACACCAGGACCCCCAGGGGGGCCUCCUCCUCAAGAGCAGGCUAAAGGUCAAGAAGGACAAUCACCAGGGAUGGGUGAUGAAGGUGAAGGUCAUCAACAUCCUAUACAAGAUGGCAGCCAGCCACUUAGCCCAUGGAAGCAGCCACAAGCUUCAGAUAGUAGUAAAGGUUCAGACAUAAAGCCAGAUGCUCAAGGAAGACCAGCUGAAGGGCAUUCAUCAAUGCCUGCUAACUAUGGACAGCCAUAUCCUGGACAAAUGCAAGGUCCAGAAGGAAUGUACUCGUUGCCACAAUAUCGUGGCCAUUAUGUUCCAAGAUUUCCAGGUCCAUACACCCAGGGCCAACCACCACCUUAUAGUGCUUAUCCCAGAAUGCAUCCAGGUCCUAGUGGUUCUCCGAGGAUGGCUCAUCCUUAUCAAUAUCCAUAUCAACCUUCACCAGAAUAUGCACCGGAUGCAUCUGGUAAAUUUGAGAAUGAAGCAGUUGCUGCUGAAGCUGAGAGAGAGGAAGAAGAAGAGGAAGAGGAGGAAGAGGAAGAAACUGAACAGCUAGGGAUGAUCAAGGUUACAGAGAUAUCGCCCAAGACCACAGAGGACACUCUGACCUACUUUUUUGAGAACAGAAAAAAAACUGGAGGAGGGGAAAUCGAUGAAAUGGACUUCAGGAAAGAGUCCGCUACAGCUAUUAUAACAUUCAAAGACCCUGCAGUGGUUGAACGUGUCCUACAGAAGCUACCAUUACUGUUAGAGAAAAAGCAGAUCAAAGUGGAGCGAUUUGUCCCAGAGAGCUACAAUUCUGGAGCUAUGGGUAAAGACAGCAGUGAGGAAGAAACCAGUGAUAAAGAAGAGACUAAACCGUCCUGUACGAUAGAGGUGCGGGGCGUGAAGGAGACCACCAGCAUAGACACAAUUGAACUUUAUUUUGAAAGCAAGAAGGCCGCAGGAAAACCUUUAGAAAUUGUGAAGCUCGAUGAUUCAGAACGGGAGGAGGGUGUCAUCUACAUUACAUAUGAAACUGAAGACGUGGUGAGAGCUGUUGUGGAAAGAGAACACAAACUGGAGGGGGGCAAAUUGGAAGUGAAACAGUACAUCCCACCGCCACCACCAAACCCACGCCCUCUGUAUCCUGAUAAGGUGCUCAUAAAGGGAAAGAAUCCAGACACAACAAAAGAUGGACUAGAAAAUUUCCUGGAGGCAAAGGCUAAUGUGACGCCAACACAUUAUUUACCUGGAGAAGAGGAGGACACUGUACUUGUGACAUUUGAAGAACCACCAGAUUUUGAAAAACUGGAACUUGCUUGUAAGAAGAAAGCAUUGGAUAAGCAUUUCCUGAAGGUGUUCCGAGUGCCGAUAUCUAAUUGUAUCCUUGUAAAAGGGGCUGGAGAUAAAACAAGCCUGAGCACACUAGAGUUCUACUUUGAAAACACCCGUAGGAGUGGAGGGGGUGACGUGAUGGAGGUCAAGAACCAGGAAGAUGGAUCCUACCUUGUCUACUUUGAAGAUCACACAGUGAUUGACCAUGUCUGUGGGCGCUCCCAUACUGUGGAUAGCCAUACCCUUGAUGUGAAACUUUACCAUGAGCUGAUAGGGGACUCUGGAGAAGAUGGACCAAAAUUUAAGGUUCCAGAUGUCUUGGUUAUCACUGAUCUAGAUCCAAGGAAGAUCCAAUUUGUUCAGUAUUCUCAACCAAACAAAGAUGGUUUAGAAAAACAGUUAACUGCACAACAUACAAAAAUCAUUUGGCCAGAAAAGCUUGCCGAUCCAGUUAAACUUGAAUGUCUGUUGACCAAAGAAGUUAAAGAUUGUCGGAAUUUGGCCAAAGAAUGGAAGAAGACAGCACGGACAAGUCUGGACAAGUUUCUGGAUGUCCUACUUGUCUACAAACAUCAGAUUCUCCAGGACGCUUGGGAUGGUGUAAUGGCACAGCUUCAGAAUAUGAACAUAUCUCACCCUGAUGGUGUUACAGUAGCCGUGGAAAAAGUCCGUUUUGAAAUUUUCGUCAUGGGGCACAAGAAGUUUGCAACAGAAGUUUCUCAAAGUGUGGAAAAAAUCAUUGGAGAGAUUGCUGAUGAGUUAGAUAGAAAGAAGAAACAAGUUAAAGAAACAACUUCACCAAUGAAACAUCACCAAGUUGUCAUGUUGAGCCUUACACAUUUCAUUGAUACAAUGGAGAAGAAAUAUCCCGGGAUGAAAGUCAUGUUAGAUUUUAAGGCCAGAACAGUAACAUAUGAAGGGUUGUAUGGAGAGGUGACCAGUGCAAAGUUGGAAAUGUAUGAAAUGAUCAAUGCUAUGGUGUCCAGUGAUGUGGGUGAUUUCAACAAGGGCAGGUAUGCUUACCUCCAAGACAAGGCUGUGAAACAGUAUGUUGCAGGAAAGAUGAAAGAGGACAAAAUCAUGUCUGUUUGGGAAAUGCAGGACAACCGUUUUGUAGUGUAUGCUAUGACGGAUGAUGCUGCAGUUCGUGCGGCACACAUUCUGAGAGAUUCGGUUCUAGAGACCAUUGUUGAUGUGAAGAAGGAAUCCUCUUCUCUCCUGUCAUCAGACCGUUGGGCCAGCGAGGAGCAGUCCAUCAAAGAUUCAUGCAGUGUAAUGGUACAAAUGAAAGUUCAGAUGAACAAACCUUGUAUUGUGAUUUACUCCACUGAUAGAGAUGCUGGGAUGGUGAGAGAACGGGUGACUGAUUUCUUAACCAUGAACACUAUUUACAACACCAAAUUAUCAAUCAGCACAGGAAUGCUAAGGUUUCUUCAAGCCCAUUGCGUCAAUGAGAUUCGUGCCAUCGCAGAUCGGCUCAAAGCAGACCAAGUCUCAAUUGAUAUAGACAACCUUGGUGUGGAAAUCAAAGGAACCGAGGUAGGACUCAGUAAAGCAAAGAUGGAUAUAGGUAAUGUCAUUGACAGUGUCGAGAAAAAAGAACAUAUCUUAAAAAAACCAGGCAUCACCAAACUGAUGACAUCUGAAGACAGUAAACCGAAAGUAAGUCAAGUGGAAAAAUCUCAUGGUGUCGUAAUCGUGCCGAGCGAUGAGAGCGAAGAUGAUGUCAGUGGAGGAGAGGCUGGAGGUGGGCCGACUCCUGCACCAAGAAGACGAGACGGUAUACAAGAAAUGGCGAGGUGUUCCCAGCCUAACUAUCAUCUCAUGGUUAUGUUGGGGGACAUCACCAACCUCAAGGUAGAUGUGCUGGUCAACGCAGCAAACAAGGAACUCCAGCAUGCUGGAGGGCUCGCAAAGGCUAUUGUGGACAAAGGAGGGAAAAGCAUACAGCGGGAUUGCGAUGAACACAUCAAACGACACAGCCGGCUGUUGGAGGGUGACGUGUACUUGGGGAAGCCUGGGAACCUCAAAUGUAACUUCAUUGCCCACGCGGUGGGACCAGUAUGGCAGGGAGGGCGAAAUAACGAGGAGGACAUGCUACGGGAAGCAGUGUUGAAGUCUAUGGAGGAAGCCAACGACCAUAAUCAGACAUCCAUUGCAUUGCCAGAUCUUGGAGCAGGUACGCAACUACGUAUACAUGGGAAAUCUUUACACCUUGUAGAUGUGGCACCCUCAUUUUCUGCCGGCCCCAUUGAAACUAACAUCUCUAUCAAGCUGGUGAAAGGACAGAUAGCCAAACAGAAGGUCGAUAUAAUUGUGAACACCUGCUCGAAGGACCUGAAGUUGAGUAACGGAGCAGUUUCCUCCUCCCUUCUGUCUGCUGCUGGGACUCAGUUGCAAGCAGAAUGUGAUCAGAACUACCAGGGCAUCACAUUCGGAGACAUAGCCGUCACUAGCGGGUACAGCCUCGCGUGUCGGAAUGUCUGUCAUGGAGCACUGCCGGGCUGGGAUGGCGGAGCUUCAUCUCUGGCAGUCCUACAGAAGUUCAUGUUGGCAUGUUUGCAAGAGGCAACCACUAAAGGCUAUCUGUCUGUAGCAUUCCCAGCCAUGGGAACUGGUAACCUUGGUUACCCACGCGACCUUGUGGCUAGGGAAAUGUUUAAGAUAGUGACAAAUUACUCCAUUCAAAAUCCGUCCAGUUCUGUGAAGAAGGUCUGUUUUGUCAUCUAUGACAAGGAUGCUCCAACCAUCAAAGCCUUUGAGACUGCAGAAAAGUCACGGGGCAUGUCUCGUGGUCCUAGUACCCGACAUUCACGAAAUUUAGGAGACCCAGGCCAGCAAUACGGUGGUCACCCCCAUGAUCACCAGCAACAUCAAGGUAUUUUGGACAUGGGCAGGGUUUCCUCCAGACAUUUCACCUCCACGGAGACACUGGAUGAGACUGCCAUGCUCAAAGCACCUUUGCCUUUUCACACAUCCCCAGUGCUAUUCCCUUAUCACAGUUCACCGCUUAGAAGGGCAUCCCCAGUAACGUUCAGCCUCGAUACUGUCGAUCAAUACGAUGCAGACAGUGAAAACUUACAGGAAGAUGAGGAAGUGUUGAGUUCAAAUCCAAGAUAUUUGCAUCACUCAAAGUCAGAAAUAAUAUCAAGUGACAAAGAUAGGUAUGCUGGGCACCGGUUACGUCGACAAGCAAAACCGUUCUGCCAGUCUAAAUCGGUUCCACAAAUACUGGAGGAGAAGAAUGCAAAUAGCAUUCUUGACUCAAGGUACAAACUGGAGGAUACAGAUGUGGACAGGGCGAUGGGAAUCAUUAGAAAACAGUUCCCUCAUAUUGGAGGUUUACAAGAUGCUUCUGUAGUAGCACUGGCGUCUCUGGAGAACAUCAGUAAAAAUUACCAGGGGGAGUUCAUCCAGAUAUGUCACACGGGCAAGAACCACUGGGUGACAAUCACCAACCUGCUGUGCCAAACGUCACAAAGCCAUGUCAAGGUUUACGACAGUUUUUACAGAACCCCAACCAACCGAUUCGUUUUAGACCUUGCAUCCCUCCUGAAGCCCAAGAAGCUGUUUCUUACGCUAGAACUACCGAAAUAUCAGAAACAAAAUUUUAAAGGAGACUGUGGGCUCUUUGCUAUUGCUGCUAUGGUAAGCUUAGCCAAUGGCAAUGACCCCUCGAACAUGGUUUGGGAUUGUUCCAGAAUGAGAGGCCAUCUUGUUGAAUGUUUCUUGUCUGACAGUCUAGAUGAAUUCCCGAUAAUCGAUCACUCCAAUAUGGUUGCCAUUCCAGAAGACAAUUUUCAGGAGCAGAAAGCAUUCAGAAUUAAUCUUUGUGUUUCAUGCAGACUUCCUUUGAUUGGAAAAGACCAUGUGAUAGAAUGUAGACUAUGUGGAGAAAAAUUCCAUGAUAGAAAAGACUGUACUGGCAAUGAAGAACUGAUGUGUAAACUGUGCGAAUAUACAAUGUCAAAAUCACCACCAAGUACAGAUGAAUAUGAAGAGGUCACUUUGGAUCUCGGGGACAUUACGCUGAAGGUCUACCAAGGAGAUAUAACACAGGCUAAAACAGACGCAAUUGUAAAUGGAACAAAUGCAGAGUUUAAUUUGAAAAGAGGUCAUGUUUCUGCUGCCAUUUUGAAAUCUGGUGGACGCAGCCUUGAAAAGCAGGUGAAGAGUUUGGUCAAGCAGAUGAAGCAAACUGGAAUUGCAGUAACCACGUCUGAUCCAAGAGUAUCUGGGAUGCCAUGUGAUAUGAUCAUUCAUAUCGAUGCUGAGGAAACAAAAUAUGACUGGAAAGAUAAAUAUCUAAGGGCAAUGUCCGAGGCAGAUGACAGACAAUGCACUUCUGUUGCAUUCCCUGCACUGGGAACAGCGAUGCAAGGAAAUUCGGUUUCUGAUAUAGCCAGGAGUUUUGUUGAUGCCACUGUUGAGUUUAUGGACAGCAAACCAGAUAAUGUGACUAUGGUUCACAUGGUGAUAUACCAGCAGAGUAUGGUCCAGACUUUUCUUUCAACAAUGAAAACAGCAUUUGAAAAUCAGCGGAAUAAACCGAAGUCAUGGAAACAGAAGAUGAGCAAUAUGCUAUUUGGCAGCGCCAACAAUCCAAGAUUUUCUUGGAAUCCAAGCAUCAGGACGGUUUCACACGACAGGUCAAGUUACCCCAUUGCAGUAUAUGGAAGAAGCCAGGAUACAAUUUCAGAUGCCAUUGAUUCAUUGGAGAAUUUGCUUGGGAAAAACUUCAUUGAAAAAAAGUUUGAGGAUGGAAUUAUAAAAGAUUUCACCAAAGCACAAGAAAGACAAAUUGUAGCAAUGGAAGAUAAAUUCAACAUUGAAGUGAAAGCUGAUAUUCGCUUGGGCCGAAUCAGAUUACUUGGUCUGCUGGAAUGUAUCACUGAUGCUGCAGACUACCUUCAUAGAAUGAUCAGGGAUACGGAAAAGGCAAAACAGUUAGAACAAGAGGCGAAACUAAUUGUAGACAUGGUCCAGUGGAAUUUCAUUGAAGUAACCUCUGAUGGCGAAAAACUGAUUCCCUACCCAUACCAAAUCAACAGGUUACUGGAGAAAGGAUACAGAGAUAAAACAGACAAAGUUAAAUUUCCUGACAAUGAUGGAAAUAAGUAUGUUGUAGAUUUAAACUCCUUGAUUGAAUAUCCGGAGGAUCAAUCCCAAGAUACAGUGAAGGUGAUAAGAAAAUGUAAAAUAGAAGAUUCAUCAUUUGAGCCUCCCAGCGAUUGGUCUCCUAUGGCAGAUAAGGAUAAUGUCAGUGUGAUUCAGGUUCCAGCCUCUGACCCUACAUACGCUACUAUAAAUCAGAACUUCCAGAGUUCAGGAGUCGGGAAAACCAUCAUAAAGAUUGAGAGAAUACAGAACAGAACCCUUUACCAGCAGUACGUUGCCAAGAAAAAAUUGAUGGAUGCACAAAACCCUGCAGGAACCCAAAAUGAGAGAACACUGUGGCAUGGCACCGCUCCUGAAACAGUUGCCAGCAUCAAUACACAUGGCUUCAAUAGAAGCUAUUGUGGCAAGAAUGCGACUGUAUACGGAGAUGGUGUUUACUUUGCUGUCAAUUCCUCCUAUUCUGCCACCACCACAUACUCUCGUCCAGACCCAAGUGGUCACCAAAGGAUGUACCAAUCCAAGGUACUAACUGGAGAGUUCAUACAAGGUUCACAAGGAAUGCGAGUGCCACCAGUCAAGGGUUCAGGAGGGUCACAUAUUCUGUAUGACUCUGCUGUAGAUAGACCUGGCAACCCGGGCAUGUUCAUCAUAUUCAAUGAUACCCAAGCAUAUCCCGAGUAUUUGAUCACAUUUCAGUGAAAAAAAUAUGUAACAUAUUUAUAGGCCUAUUGUACUGUUGACCAAAAUUUUCGCCUUUUUUGCCCUUCGUAAUGAAGGCCAAUUCAUCAUUACAGUGAACAUUUGUAAACAGCAUCAAAUGUGGACGGCAAAAUUGGCAAAAAAUGAUUUUACGAUCAAAGGGCAAAAACUUUUGAGAUUCACACUUCUGCUUUUAACAGUUGAAUGAACGGAUCCUUGUACAGGAAGGACUAUAAAUCAUAUACGGAUCGAAUCUGGAAUCAGGAAACAGGAACACAUUUACUUGCACACCACAUGAGCGGCCAUAGCGAAGCGAUUCAAUUGCUUAUUGAAAAAUGGAGAUUUGUAAAAUUUUAAAAGUAGCCCUAUGGAAAAAACAGUCAUUUCUACUAAUAUUAACAGCUGUGAUUUGGGUCACAUGUGCUACUAUUAACCAAUCACAGAACCUGUAAUAAAAGCACAAAAACAAAUUUUGAAUUAUAAAACUGGCAUUUAAACCAUAUUAUGUUUAACAACUCAUGGCGUUCAUUUCAUGAUAAAACCUAACCUUGAAUUUCCUGGAAUAUGUUUUAUUUACCUACAUAAAUAAAAUAGGACAUGAGAAAAAAAAUCAGGUUACACAGUCAUGUUACAAAAAUAAAUUCAAGAUUUUAUUAUUACAACUUUCUUUCUGUUUUAUAACCACAUGUGUUUUUAUGAAAUCUGCCCAUCAUUUUGAACUACAAUUACUCUGUUCAAAGUUUCCAAAAUAUAUAGCGCUCAAUAAGAGGUUACAUUAUGGUUUAAUGUAUAAUAUUAACAACACAUUCUGAUUAUAUUGCUUAUAGGGUAGGAAUACAAUUUGCUAGCCCUGGAAUGGUUCUAUACACAGAUUAAAUUGAAUGAUGAAGAUUAAUUUCAAAGUUACAUGUACAUUAUAUUUGAUAGCACAAACAAAAUGACAAUUUCUGUACACUAAUUAUAGCCUUCAAUUUACUGUUUCCUUUAUUUCAUUUGUCACACCGUGAUGAAGAAAAGAACAAUUAUUGAUUUGUAUACCAAUUCAUUUUUAAGAAAAAUAGAUAUUAAGCAUCAUAUGAUAAUAAGACUUAAAUUGUAUUUUUAGCCAUGAGUAGUAGAAUGGGUGUUACACAUAUACAUGCUAACAAUCUUCAAGACUAUUUUGUACGAGACCAUGCUCAAGCAUGAAUUCUGUGCUCAAACCAACUUUCUUGUAAACCUUAAAUCCUGUCAUACUGUCAAAAAGUCAAGUGAAAAAAUUGGAAGUCAAGUGGGUAUUCUGCAUAAAGUCUCCCCAAAAUUCUUCCAUAGUGUGAAUAUUUGUAUUAAGUUAAAACUAGAGCAGGGAAAUUAUAAGCCCUGAGCACAGAAUUUAAGUUAAAUCAUGAAAACUGUGAGGGCCAAAUGAAUGGCUGUUCAAAUCACUGUUUGUCUCUGGACCAUGUUUUUUCUCCAUUGUCUUUAAUCUAUACUUGUACUGGAUUAAUAAAAUGUACUUCUCAGAUUUUAUUUGGAGGUUCUCACCGGCCUUACCUUGCAUAAUAGAUGAUUACUAAAUAUGUCUGCCAGGCAGCCGUCUUGGAUUUUGCAAGUUUAGAUAUGUUAUUGCAGUUACUCAAUUUAAAAAGUACUAUAGGGAUCUUUAUCAAAGUUCAUAAGUAGGUUUCAGCUGUUUUCAAUUAAAUAGUCAAGGCAAAAUGGAAGUCAGCAAAACAGUGUGAUCAAACCUGCAUGUAUUGUCAUUCAGUAUAAUGACUUAUGAACAUAUUUCUAAAUAAAUCGCCUCAUAUAUAGUUUGUGUUAGUUAUGUAUUUUGUUUUAAUAACCAUCUAAGUAAAUGGUAAAAAAAAAUGGUGUAGGACACUUUUGAUAAGUUUGUUUAGGUUUGCCUAGUGAUGUUAUAUAUAUCAAAGAUUUCAAAAAGUGGUUUACUGACAAAUAAUAAUACGGUACAUUCUACAAGUUGAUUGUGAUAUUAUGGAUGCUUUCAUGUGUUUUUGACAUCUGAUGAAAAUGUGACAAGAACAAGGCAUGUUUUUAUAGAUCACUGAUAAUUACUUCC